AAGCAUUGUUAAGGAAAAUGUAUUGAGUGAUAAGUACAAUGUUCCAAUGACAUUCCAGAGCAAAGGCCUGACAUUUUGUGCACUAGUUUGAGUGCUGCACAGAAUAGGGAAAAACAUGAAGGCAAAAUUGCCCAGGACCCUGAGUUGAACUCUUUUUGAAGUACUGCAUGGCAUCACUUCCAUCCACCUGACACAUGGGUCCUUUCUCUUCCAGAUGAUCAGCAUUAACUUAUCAAGCCUUUUGAAUUGUGCUUAAAACUACAACCUUCUGAUGAAGAGGCAAUAGUCAUAGAAUUAUACAGCAUAGAAACAGGCCUUUUGGCCCACUGCAUCUGUGGUAUUGGUUUAUUAUUGUCACUUGUACCGAGGUACAGUGAAAAACUUGUCUUGCACACUGUUCAUACAGAUCAAUUCAUUACACAGUGCUUUGAGGUAGUACAGGGUAAAAACAAUAACAGAAUACAGAGUAAAGUGUCACAGCUAUGGGGAAGUGCAUUGCAGGUAGACAGUAAGGUGCAAGGUCAUAACAAGGUAGACUGACUAAUUACUCAGUAUGCUGACUAAUCCCACUUGCCUGCAUUAGUUCCAUAUCCCUCUGCCCUCCUCAUUUCAAGUACCUGUUCAGAUGCCUGUUAAAUGUUAUUACAGUUCCUGCCACCACCAACUCUGGCAGCUCAUCCAGAAACCAACUACUCUUUGUGAGAAAAAAUUGCCCCUCGGAUCCACUUUUAAACCUCUUCCCUCUCACCUCAAACCUAUGCCCUCUAGUUUUAGAUACUCCUUCCAUAAGAAAUGUACACUGGAUAUCUACCCUACCCAUGCCUCUCAUAAUCUUGUGUACCCCUAUCAUGUCAGUUCUCGGCCUCCUUCACUCCAAGGAAAAUGUUCCUAGCAUAUCCAGUCUCUCCUGAUUAACUCAAGCCCUCCAAUCCAGGUAAUAUCCUUGUGAAUCUUUUCUGCACCCUUUCUAGCAUUACCACGUGCUUUCUAUAGUGUGGUGACCAGAACUACAACUGUCACCUGUCAUCCCAACCCUUGUACUCAAUGCCUCUGCCAAUGAAGGCAAGCAAGUCAUAUGCCUCCCUCACUACCCUGUCUAUCUGUGUGUCAGUGUUCCCAUUUUUGGGGAAUAUGUUCUUGUACCCCUGGAUAUUUCUAUUAAACAACACUUUCCAGGUCCCUGCAAUUCACUGUGUAUGUCCUGCCUUGUUUUAACUUCCCCUAAAUGUAUCACUUCACCCUUGUCUGAGUUAAAUUCCAUCUGCCAUUCCCAGUUGAUCUGUACUCUGUUGUAACCUCAGACAACCUUCUUCACUGUCCACUAUACCACUAAUUUUGGUGUUGUCUACAAAAUUACUAACCAUGCCACCUACAUCCUUAUACAACUCAUUCACAUAUAUGACAACAGAGGAUCCAGCACUGACCUCUGCAGCACACCACUGGUCACAGGCCUCCAGUCUGAAAAAUAACCCUCCACUACCACCCACUGUCUUGUACCACCAAGCAAAUUUUGUAUCCAAUUUGCUAACUCACGCUGGAUCCCGUGUGUUCUAAUUUUCGAGAACAGCAAACCAUGUGGGACCUUGUCAAAGGCCUUGCUAAACUCCAUAUAGACUACGUUUAUCACCCUGACCUCAUCGAUCCUCUUGAUUACCUCUUCAAAAAAAUUCAAUCAAAUUAGUGAGACAUGAUUUCUCAGGCACAAAGCCAUGUGGACUAUCCCUAAUCAGUCCUUGCCUUUCCAAAUACACAUACAUUCUAUCUUUUAAGAUCCCUUCCAAUAACUUUCCCACCACUGAUGUUAGGCUCACCAGCCUGUAGUUUCCUGGCUUCUCCCAGCUGCCCUUCUUAAAUAAAGGCACAACAUUAGCUAUCCCACAAUAGUGUCACCAACUGAACUACAGUCAAUGUAUCCGUUCAAAAAGACAAACAAAUGCAGCUUAAAUGGGUGAAGAAUAAUAAUUAGUCCUCCUUGGGGACAAAAGGAAUAUAAGAAUAUAAUUCCUGAAUAUUUUAAAACAGAACUGAAUGGAAUUGGUGGGUCUGAACAGUUCUGUCUGUUAAAACAGGAGAAGGUUACAAAGGGACAUCUUUCUAAGUAAGCAAAACUUAAUUGAAAUGCAACUGAGGGAGGUUUUCAUGCUUAAAAUUGUAAACUUAUGGAAAACUGCCCACCUAGUUAGUUGAAUCUGAUUGAGGUUGGCAUGGCUACCUCAUCAAUUGAAUGCAGACAGGACUGGCACAGCUAUUCAGUCCAUUGAAUGAUAUACUAAGUUGGCAUAGCUACAUAGUAAAUUGAAUAGGGACUGGGCUGCAUAGAUUGCCACCUGGUGUAUUGAAUAGGGACUGAGUGAAAGUGCCUGUCAUCUACUGCAGUUGGGGAAAGUGUGUCAUCUACAACAGUGAAGUAUUCAAUUGUAGCAUUGAAAUUAUAACUUCCUGAUUAUACAUAGAGUGGAAUGAUUGGCAUUUAGUCGAGACGGAAAUUAACCUUAUUGAAGGGGUCCUAUAUAUUUUGAAUGUUAUUUUAUUCUAGCACUUUUUAUAUCAUUUUAAUUUGCUUAAAGGAACUUUGUGGCAUUUUGUCAUGGCGGUCUCGUUGCUCAGGCAGUAAAUGAAUCACUCGGCGCUAAUCCUUGUCCAGCAAAGGCACAUUAUAGAGGAGGGAAAUACUUUUUAUGCAAUCCUGUGUCCGACCGAAACGAUCUCAAACUUUCCAGAUUAGUCCAAUCAAAAAGCAAGACAACCCUUGGGAAUACUUUAUGACCAAGGAUCGGGAACUAUACCCAAACUUGCAGACCACUUCCUGAGACAGACAAGAGAAACAAACAAAAAAAUUGCUAACACUUGCAAAUAUGUUAUUUUCUUGACUAGAAAGCCUCAGCGAAGCGUGAUUUACUGCAGGAGAGCAUAAAAUAUGCAAACGUAGUUAGUUUUUUUCCGCUCUGUUGUUGAUUUCAUUAAGGAACCUAAGACGGAAUGUCUUACUGGCGUGAGAAUGCAACCUCUUAACCACUGAUCUGAAACCAAUGUGAACUUUGCAAGAAGACUGACCAGAACCUCCGUACCACCUGGAGACUUCUUGCUCAGAGAAGUUAGCUUUCUGGAUUUUUUUUUGGUCUGGUGGGGAGGGAAAGGGCGAGACACUGUUUGACACUGAGGGAAACCGGUGGGUGAAGCGCUGUUUCGGUUUGUAAACUGCAUGUGUGAAUACAAUCGGAACUGCGGGACAGAAUCCGGCACCAUGUAAGUGACAGAGGUACCAGAGACCGGGGGUGACAACUAUCCAUCGCAUCGCCUGGAGGGGAACUGACUCGCCCCCAAAAUUUGUGACAUUAUCUGCAAUGCCAGCGUUGAAGAGGGCGGAUUUCCGAACAUCUGUCUCGCUCUGAUACGGCAGAAGGAAAUCCUGUUUUCUGGAAGACUUUUGAAUGUUAGUCCCAGGUCUUUAUAGAUUAUAUACAUACAUCGAAGCAACUCCUUCCGAAGCAACGCUUAUCCGCUUAAACAAAAAGACCCCGAGCUCUUAUCUUCAUGCACACUUGUAGCUGGGAGCCGAGCAGAUGAGAGCUUUGCCUCUUCGGAUUGUUGUGUGCGAGUCUGGCUAUUGUGGGGUGUGCAGCCACCGUCUGCUCCUAUUCUGUCACCCGGAGGAUCGGCGAGCAAGUCCAGCGGUCCCGCUCUGCACUGACGGAUGCUGAAAAAAUGGAAAGUGUCAGGUCGCGGCUUUUUACAGCGCUGGUGCUUUUCCUGUUGGUCACUCAGUGCCCCGGGGCUACCGAGGGAGCAAAGAAACGCCAAAGAUGCAAUGAACAGAUAGAGCUGUUGACGGAGACGGCCUGUACCUCCUGCGUGAUAAGCCAAAAUCUCUUAUGCCCUCGAGGCUUCCAGAAGAUCAAGCGAGGCUUUGGAAUUCAAGACUGCAGAUUUACUGUGGACUUGGGUGGCGAACAGCAAAUUUCACAAGCUGGUUGCAGACAUAUAUGUAAGAAGAAUGUUACAAUAUCCAAGUGUUGCAAAGGAUUUUGGAGCCAGGAUUGCCUAGAGUGCCCUGGAGGAUCAGUAAACCCUUGCAAUGGGCAUGGCACAUGUUUGGAUGGAAUAUCAGGGAAUGGAAGCUGCAUUUGCGAGCCUAAAUACAAAGGAAUUGCUUGUGAGGAGUGUAUGGAUGAUGAAGCGUAUGGCCCGAACUGCAUUGUGGGAUGCAAAUGUGUACAUGGAGUCUGCAGCAAUGGGAUUAAUGGCAAUGGAAGCUGCAUUUGUUUUUCUGGCUACACCGGGCCAGAAUGUGAUCAAGAGAUGCCUGCUUGCAAGACCCUGCAAUGUGGAAACAACACACAGUGCAUUGAAGAAAAGACAGGAAAGUUAACCUGUUCAUGUAUGCCUGGUUUUCAGGACAUUGCAGGAAUGUGUGUGGCAUUAAAUCCAUGUACUAUGAACAUCUGUGACGAGAAUGCAGAGUGUGAAUACUUUGGUGAAGGGAAAUACCAAUGUACCUGUCAUCCUGGUUACCAUGGAAAUGGAAAGCUGUGUUGGCCAGUUAACCCUUGCAGCAUAGACAAUGGUGGUUGCCCUGAAAAUUCUACCACCUGCAAGUAUGAGGGUCCAGGACAGUCAUCUUGCAAGUGCAAAGAUGGAUUCAUUGGCAACAAUCCUUCAGAAGGUUGCAGCCUGAGAGAAGUUUGCAAGCCAUCUCUCUGCAAUAAGACAGCAAAGUGCGUAACAGUAUCACCUGGAAACUUCAAGUGCGUCUGCAAACCAGGUCAGAUUGGAGAUGGACGGAAGUGCAUUGGUCCUCUAAGGGAAGUGAUCCAAAAACUAAUCCCCUACCAGUAUAGUACUGCACCAAUUACAAUGUUCGAUAAUGGAUGCUUAUUAACAUUAAGUAAAAUGGGGCCUUUUACAGUUUUUCUUCCUCUUGUCAAAAACCAAAAAAAGAUGGUAGGAGAGACAGACAAGUUUUCAUGCAAACAACAUAUUGUCCCUGGCGUUCUGCUGCUCAAGGACUUAAAGAACACUAAGACCUUUGAAACAUUGGCUGGCGAUACAGUUGAAGUGAUGCAGACAGAAAAGUACUUUCAGCUUCUAUUUCAAAACAAAACAUACAAUGUACUGAGAGGAGACAAAGUCGCAUCCAAUGGUGUCAUUCACAUCAUUGACCAGUUUCUAGCUGGAAGUUCUGAAGAUCUUGGAGAUCCACAGAAAACUGUUGCUGAUAUCCUUGCCAAUGGAGAGCUGUUCAGUAGAUUUGAAACUAUUCUUGAGAAUUGUGAUCUCCCUCUUAUACUGGAUGGUCCUGGACCUUACACUGUCUUUGUUCCAAGUAAUGAGGCAGUGGACAAGCUAAGAGAUGGAACUUUAUUCUAUAUGUUUGGUGAGGGUCGGCCAAAACUUCAAGAGCUAGUGAAACAUCAUAUCUUUGCAUCAGGCAAUUUACCAGUGGAUAGAUUAUCGACCAUGUCUCGAAUCUCAACGAAAGCCAACCAGAUAAUAUCCAUUAACGUCACCGCCAAUGGCCGGAUUUUGUUGGGUGAUGCAGGGGUUCCUUUACACAGAAGGGAUAUUAUUGCUUCCAAUGGCAUCAUUCACACUUUGAAUGGCAUCCUUAUUCCUCCUUCAAUAAUCCCCAUUUUGCCGAAAAGAUGUGAUGAAAUUCAGUAUCGCAUAAUAACGGCUCCCUGUGUCCAUUGCUCUUCACUGGAUAAUAGUCGCUGCCCAAAUGGAAGCACGCCAAUGGAAUCAUAUGAACAAGAUUGUUCAUAUCAUACAUCAGUAGACGAUUUUAUCUAUAGCAGAACCACUGGCUGUGCGAGACACUGCAACCAGACUGUUGUUAAACCAAGAUGCUGUAAAGGGUUCUACGGACCAGAUUGCAAAGCUUGUUUAGGUGGUUUCCAAAAUCCAUGUUAUGGACACGGAGAAUGUUCUGAUGGAAUAGAAGGAGAUGGUUCAUGCAAAUGCCAUUCAAACUUUAAAGGAAUUGCCUGUCAUAUUUGUUCUGGACACAAUAAACAUGGUGAAAACUGCACCCAAGACUGCCCUUGCUUGUAUGGGAUUUGUGAUAACAGACCUGAAAACUCUGGAAUUUGCCAGCCCGGCACAUGUAAAGAGGGAUUCACAGGUACAUUCUGUGACCAGAAGACCGAGUCUUGCGGCCCAAUUGGUUUAUCUCAGUAUUGCCAUGCAUUUGCUGUGUGCGAGUACAAUAAUGACACAGCCAGAUGCCUAUGUAAGGAUGGCUAUGAAGGUGAUGGAAUUUCCUGUCAAGUUGAGGAUCUUUGUAAAAAGCCGAAUCGUGGAGGAUGUGCUGAGAAUGCAGAAUGUUUAAGUCUAGGUCCUGGGAACGUAACCUGCCAAUGCAACACGGGAUGGACUGGAGAUGGGAAAGUCUGCACUGAAAUAAACGAAUGUUUAUUGACCACACGAGGUGGUUGUGAUGAAAAUGCUGACUGUCAGUAUAUUGGACCUGGACAGAGUCGCUGUGCAUGCAAGAGAGGAUUUGCUGGUGACGGCAAGAUGUGCUCUGCAAUUGAUCCAUGCCUAGAGGAGAAUGGUGGAUGCCAUGUAUUGGCUGAAUGUAAACCCACUGAGAAUGGAAACCGGAAGUGUAUCUGCCCUCAAGGCUAUGCUGGAGAUGGGAUUACGUGCUUUGGGGAUAUAUUAACAGAGCUGGCAUCCAGUGCAUACUUUUCAGGGUUUAAUAGCUGGCUCCAGAAAUCCGAAGAAAGAGUGGAAAUCCCUGCAGGAGCUAAUGUGACUGUUCUCGUGCCUUCAAAAGCAGCAAUAGACAACGUGGAUAAGGCUGAAAUAGAAUCUUGGGAACAAGAAGAUUAUCUGCCAAUGAUAGUAAAGUCACAUUUUAUUAUGGGUGGACUUACCAUUGAUGACUUAAAAGAGUUUGAAGGACAGAACUUAUCAACAAUGAACAUAUUUAUCAGGUUACCAAUCAAGAAUGAGAAUGGGAGUCUAAUCAUUGGUGGGGCAAGAAUUGUAACGCCUGAUAUCCCAGCAGUGAAUGGCUACAUCCAUAUUAUUGAUAAGAUCUUGAUUCCUCCUUUGGAAGAUUUGCCACUGCUUCCUCCUAGUUUGCUGGAACUUCUAGAACAGUUGCCUCAGUACUCUCAUUUCAAGCAGUUAUUACAGCAAUACCAUCUAAUUGAUGAACUAGAAUCCUCCAAACAGUAUACUGUAUUAAUACCGGAAGAUGCAGUACUCGAAGAGUACUACAGAGCUGAAAAUAUUGAACAGCUGGUGAAGUAUCAUAUUAUUCCUGGGGAGAAACUCCUGUAUGAUAAAAUCAAAGAUGGAAUUCAAAGAAGAACUAUGCUGGGAUCAUCGUAUCAAGUAAUAUUCUACAGGAGGAAAGGUCAGAUUUUUGUUAAUAAUGUACCAUUAAAUGAAUUUCACAAUGAGACAAGACAUGGGAUAUUGCUGGGAACAACUCAGGUCCUCCAAUUACAGAAGAAUAGAUGUGACACUAACGAGACUGUAAUUGUAGAGGGAAUUUGUGGCAGCUGUGAUCUUAACCCCAUAUGUCCUGAAGGGACUACCCUUACGGAAUUUCCUGGCCAAGUCAGAACACCAAACUGCAUUUAUAAACAAUUCAGAAAUGGCAAAAAUUUAAAGCGUAUUGGCUGCAGACCCAGCUGCAUGCAAGUAACAAUUACUGUAGAUUGCUGUUUCGGAUACUUUGGACCAAGGUGCCAGAUGUGCCCUGGAAAGCCAAAUGCCUGGUGCUCCAAAUACGGCAUCUGUCAGGAUGGUAUUAAUGGAACUGGAGAGUGUCUGUGCCAUGAAGGAUUUCAAGGCACCGCCUGUGAAUCUUGUGAAGCUGGAAGAUACGGAACAAAUUGCACACUUGAAUGCUUGUGUGUAAAUGGGAACUGCAAUGAUGGACUAGAUGGUGAUGGAAGCUGUAACUGUUUCAAAGGGUGGGAAGGUACAAAUUGCGAUAAAGAAAUUGUAAUUGAUCACUGCAAUGGAACAUGCCAUCCCAAAGCUAAUUGCAUUCUAGGGUCACCUGGCUCUCUGCCCUCUUGCUUAUGCACUGCUGGUUACUCUGGAAACGGAACUUACUGCUCAGAAAUCAAUCCCUGUGAGAUUAAAAAUGGCGGCUGUUCAGAGUAUUCCAACUGCACCAAAGUUUCUGCAGGAGAGAGAACAUGUACCUGUUGGGACGGUUAUGUCGGGGAUGGACUCAUCUGUUUAGAAAUUGAUGGGUGUGCAGAACAAAAUGGAGGUUGUCAUAAAAAUGCAGAAUGCACCAAAACUGGACCAAAUCUGGUUGCGUGCAACUGUCUCUCAGGUUACAUCGGAGAUGGCAGGAACUCUUGUGAACCUGACAACCCUUGCAGGAAGAACAAUGGAGGCUGUGGUUUAUUCGCUCAUUGCCGAGAAACAGGACCAGGUACUCGAACAUGCAGCUGUUAUCGUGGCUACAAAAAGGUUGGACUCUCAUGCAGAGGUGAUAUCUUUCAGGAACUUGCCCGAGAACCAACAUUUGUUGCCUUCCACAGAUACCUUCAGAGGAACUCCAUCAAUGACCUUAAAGGAACUGGGCCGUUCACUGUGUUUGUGCCAAAACAGGAUGCACUUUCUCAAAACACGACAGAAAAAUGGGAGUCAAGUGGUUUGAUAAAAGACCUGCUUCGCUAUCACAUAGUAGGCUGUGAAGACCUGUCAGAUUUUGAACUAAAGGAGCAGACUACGCUAGUUGCUUUAUCUGGGAAUGUCAUUCAGAUCUCCUCAAAAGAGGAUGCAAUUUAUUUGAAUGGAGAUGCACAAAUCAUUACAGCAAACUACAUUGCAGCAAAUGGGAUUAUUCAUUACAUCAGCAAAGUCUUGGUUCCAUUCAAAUUGGAGUCUAACAUGCGAAUAUCCACUUCAUCUCUGUCUAGUUUCAGCACUGUUGCAAGUGAAAAUGGAUACAAAAUAUUUAGUAAUUUAAUUAAGGAAACAAAUCUGCUUCCUCUAAUAGAAGAUCCAAUUCACAAGCCAUUCACAAUGAUGUGGCCAGCGGACGAAGUGUUUCAUUCUCUUCCUAAAGAGAGGCAGGAUUGGCUUUUUAGUAAAAAGAACAGACACAAUCUUGUAGCAUACUUAAAAUUCCACAUGAUCAGGGAUUCAAAGACUUUAGCAGCAGAUCUUCCACUUAAUACUGCCAAGAGAACAAUGCAAGGAUCGACGAUUUUAGUCAGAUGCAGCCGUGCUCAAAUUGGGGAUUUGAUUGUCAAUGAUGGAAGCACUCGGAUUUUUCAAAGACAUCUGGAAUUUGAUGGUGGAAUUGCAUAUGGCAUCAAUAACCUCUUGGAACCUCCACAUGUAGGAGCUCGGUGUGACGCACUUACAAUGCACCCUGCUGUUGGUAAAUGUGGUAGCUGUUUGGAGCCUCCUUUUUGUCCUCCUGGAUCUAAACCUCAGGAUGGUGCAGAUUACCAAUUGUGCUAUUACAGAAAACUCAGCUUGGAUCAAAUUUUGCCUCACAUUUUUGGCUUCUACAGCAAAUGGCGAGAAAACCUGGAAUAUCCUUACAGCAUGGCACGAGAAACUUGGCAUCAUUCAGGUCAAACUGCUCUCAUACGUGGCUGCAGCAGACAAUGUGUUAAUCCUUUAUGGAUUCCCCAGUGUUGUAAAAAUCAUUAUGGCCCUCAUUGCCAAGUGUGUCCUGGAGGAAUAGACAACCCUUGUAACUUUCAUGGAACGUGUAGUGAAGGAAGACGUGGAAAUGGAACAUGCCAGUGCUCAAUAGGGUUCAGGGGAACAGCCUGUGAACUGUGUGAAUCAGGAAGAUAUGGAUCAGACUGCAAAAAAUGUAACUGCACAGAAAAUGGAAAGUGUGAUGAAGGAAUUUCUGGUGAUGGAACCUGUUUCUGUAAAGAAGGUUGGACUGGAAAAUACUGUGAAUCACAAUCUGAUGCAGUCCCAGCAUGUUUCCCAAAGUGUGAUAGCAAUGCUGUUUGCAGAAGAGACAACAAUUGUGAGUGUAAUCCAUACUAUGAAGGCGAUGGAAGAAAUUGCACAGUGGUUAACCGUUGCAAGGACAAUAAUGGAGAUUGCCAUCAUCACGCUGUUUGCACUCAAGAAGGAAUUAACGUUACCUGUACCUGUCAACCAGACUACGAGGGAGAUGGCAAUGUCUGCACACCUAAGGACAGGUGUCUCGAUGGCAGAAAUGGCGGUUGCCAUGAGCAUGCAAUAUGUUUCUUCAUUGGUCCAAACAAACGAAGGUGUGAAUGCAAACAAGGAUUCCGAGGAGAUGGCAUCCAGUGUCUGUUAAAUGUGAAGCCUCCUGUAGAUCGUUGCCUUGAAAUGGAUGAUCAAUGCCACCGUAAUGCGUUCUGCAAGGAUCUUCACUUCCAUGAUAAAACAGCUGGAGUGUUCCAUUUGCAAUCACCCAAUGGGAAAUACAAGUUUACAUUUGAAGAUGCAGCUGCUGCCUGCAAUGCAGAGGGUGCCACAUUGGCAAGUUUUGACCAACUUGCUACUGCUCAGCAGUUUGGCUAUCACCUCUGUAUAAUCGGAUGGAUGGCUGAGAAUAAGGCAGGGUAUCCCAUAACCCACUUAAACCCUAACUGUGGUUAUGGCAACAUCGGGGUCUUUGAUUAUGGCGUGAGGGCAAAUCUCAGUGAACUGUGGGAUGCUUACUGCUUUAGAAAGCAAGAUAUUCAAUGUGUAUGUAAAGAAGACUUUGUAGGUGAUGGCUAUUCCUGCAAUGGGAACCUAAUGAAUGUGAUCUCCAGUCACUCCAAUUUUUCAAUCUUUUAUUCUAAAUUGUUGGACUAUGCCCAAGCGACUGAAAAAGGAGCAGAAUUCCUAGAGUUCCUGUCAGACAAGACAACUAAUGAAACAUUGUUUAUUCCCUUAGACUCGGGCCUGGAAGAAAGUGAGACCUUAUCAUGGAGCGAUCUUGAAAAUCACAUCCACAGGAACAAUAGAUAUGAUCUUCAUAUUGAUGAAGUUGCACCUGUAAAUAACACUCUCCUUGAGGGUUCAAAGUUGGUGAAUGGCAUUCUUAUUUUGAAAUGGGAUAUAAUUGACAAUGGAAUUAUUCAUGCCAUAAAAGGACCUCUAAUGACUCACGUGCGGACAGGCACAGAAGCUGGGCUCUAUGCCAUUGUUGAUGCUUUCUCUGAAGCAUGUAAGAGGAUGGGCAUUACACUCAACAUCUGCAAGACAGAGGUUCUCUCCCACAUUGUCCUCAACAAUAAAGGUUCAAAGCAUGACUGGAAAAUGUGGACAACUGCUCGCAUCUCUGGAAGCACCUCUUGGUAA
Messenger RNA from Pristis pectinata (smalltooth sawfish), 11271 nucleotides. It is a transcript of the gene stab1, whose product is annotated as stabilin 1. Gene Ontology annotation, molecular function: hyaluronic acid binding. NCBI's taxonomy places the organism in Eukaryota, Metazoa, Chordata, Chondrichthyes, Rhinopristiformes, Pristidae. Gene Ontology annotation, biological process: cell adhesion. The record is from RefSeq and is a predicted model, not a curated record.